GUUCAAAAUACUAUUUUAAUAUAUAAUAAUAUCCGGAUAAGACGUAAUUACACAUCAAAAUAGUUUUAUUGAUUUUUGAUAAAAGAAUAAAUUUCAAAUUAAAAAAUUUCGGAAUACACAAUGCACUUCAGAUCAUAGAAGAACAGCGCACUUUUUUACUCGAACUGACAGUGAUAUUUCAUAGAGAAGCGCACUUUUUUACUCGAAUUGAGGAGUGACAUUUCAUAGAGGAAAAGUACAAUUUUUUACUUGAUUUGACAGUAACAUUUCAUAGAGGUAGAGCGCACUUUUUUACUUGAACUGACAGUGACAUUUCUUGGGAGUAGAUUGAAAAACGUUGUUUUCUCAAGAUCUCGAGUACGAGAUCAUGAAUGUUUUUCAGUUUAUUUUUUAAUUUAGAUUUUGUAUGUAAUAUGGAUGUGCAUUACCACCUGUGACUUUAAUUUGUUAAUAUUUCAUUAUUCGUGAAUUGAAAAAAAAAAUCGAAAAUGUUUAUUACACGAGGAACUUUAAUUUUAACUUUAAUUUUCUGCAGUGAAUAUAUUUCGUGUUUUAAUUUUGAAGAUAGGGAUCCGCUAGUUAAAAAAGCUCCCGAAGACCAAAAAGGUUCUUACUUUGGUUUCAGCGUUGCCCAACACAGCACCCUAAAUUUACCGAGCAACCAGUCGGAUAAUGAAUUUUGGAUACUUGUAGGAGCACCCCUCGGAAAAAAUUUGCAACCAUACACGAAUCAAUCCGGAGCUUUAUUCAAGUGUCCAAUUUCUAAUUAUGACGAUGACUGCAUUCAAGUAGAAACAGAUGGUAAAAGAUUUGCCGAUUUCGAUUACGACGAUACAGAAACAGAUUCCUCAGUUUUAAAACCUCACGAAGCUAAUGAAAUUAAAGAAGGGCAAUGGUUAGGAGUCACCGUCAAAUCGCAAAAACCCGGUGGUAUUGUAAUAGUUUGUGCACACAGAUAUAUAAAAAGUGAAAAUUUAGAAGAAUUUCAUUAUGGUCAAGGUCUCUGCUACCUUUUAGAUAAAGAUCUGAAUACCUAUGAGAGUUUGUUAUUAUGUAAAGGUAGACCUAUGGAAAAACUCCAUCAGCAGUUUGGAUUUUGCCAAGUAGGUACUAGUGCAUCAUUUGUUGGGGAUGAGUUUGCUUUGUUAGGUGCUCCCGGUCCUUAUACUUGGAGAGGUACUGUCUUUGGACAGAUUGUUGUUGGAGAAUACCUCAAUAGAGACAAGACUACAUAUCACGGGCCGUUUGGAGACAUUGAUAUAAUUGAUAAAUACAGUUAUUUGGGCAUGAGCGUCGGCGGAGGGCAUUUUUUCAGCAAAACUGAAUAUACUUACAUAGCCGGAGCACCUAGGUCUAAAAUGGUCGGACAGGUGUAUUUUUUCAAAAAAUACAGUCUCAACGAAGAUUUGAAUAUAUCAUUAAUAUUAACAGGCGAACAAUUCGCGGCUAGUUAUGGUUACGAAAUACUCGCGGUCGAUGUUAACAACGACGGUUACGACGAUUUAUUAGUAGGCGCCCCCUUUUAUUAUAGCAGUGAAGAAAAAGGUGGAGCAGUAUAUAUUUAUUACAAUAUAAGAAAUUGUGUUGACGACAACCACUGUCAUUAUGAUAACGUAUUGUAUGGAAAAUUAGAAUCUAGAUUCGGAUUCGCGAUGACCUCGUUGGGUGACAUAAAUAAAGACGGUUACAAAGACGUCGCCAUAGGAGCCCCUUACGAGAACGAUUACGGAGCCGUUUAUAUAUAUUUGGGUUCAGCUAAUGGUUUAAGUAACGAACCUUCACAAAUAAUUAGAGAAAAAAAUAUAAGAGCACUGGGAUAUUCUUUGAGCGGCGGUCUCGAUAUGGAUAAUAACGGUUAUCCCGAUUUAUUAGUGGGAGCGUUCGAAUCCGACAGGGUACUUUUAUUUAAAGCCAGACCAAUUAUAGAUAUCAAAAUAACAGUGGAAAGCACGGAAUUAUUGAAUAUAAAUGCUUCGAAAAAAGGUUGCCACAACAUACCCGACAAUAACCAUACGUGUUUCUCGUUUAAAACUUGUUUUAAGGUUAUAGGAGAUAUUAAAAAAGACGCCAAGUUCGACGUAAUUUACAAUAUAGCUGAAGAAAAGAAAAUCGUCAAUAGAAUUUGGUUCGUCGAUGAAUUACAUCAUGAUAAACGAUCACCGUAUAAAUCGGCAGUUGUACCGGUUAGCGGAUAUUCAAAAUUAUACUGUCAAGAAGAAACGGUCAAUUUAAAAGACGGCGUAAGCGAUAUAUUGACACCUAUCGAAUUUAGAGUGAAUUAUACUUUAGAAAAUAACACCUACCACACGCCGAUCUUGAAUAAAACUUCCGUUAAAAUAAUUAGGGCUAGUUUUCAAAAAGAAUGCGGCUCCGACGAUAUUUGCGAAAGUAAUUUGACGUUAACGGCGAGUACCGAUUUGGAUUUGGACGAAACCGGAGCUUAUAAAGUGCAAAUCAUAAACGAAGAUUUCGUUUUGGAAGUAAACGUUUCUAAUAGCGGCGAAUCCGCAUACGAAGCCAAACUUUUCGUCGUACAUCCCAAAACUAUAAGUUACGUAACGUUGAAAAACGACCGUAACGUAUCGGACGGCAUCAAAUGUUUGUUUAAUAACGAAACCUUGGUAAUUUGUAAUAUAGGCAAUCCCUUACAAAAAAAUACGAAAAUUAACCUCAAAUUGCGUUUCGAAAUAUCGAGGGAUAUCAAAGAUCCGAAAUUGCAAUUAAAUAUGUUCGUCAAUUCUACGUCCAAGGAAUUAUCUAAACAUACGUCAGAGACGUUGGUUGCGGUUUUAAUGAAAAUAGCAAAGUUCCAGAUAACUGGCAAGGCGUCCUCGAAUUUGUUUUAUGGUGGAAAAGUGAUUGGAGAAUCGGCGGUUAAAUAUUUGGAUGAUAUCGGCGCUAAAGUUAUUCACAAAUACCAAAUUGAUAAUAACGGACAAUGGGAUUUGGCAGAUGUAAAGGUUUUCAUAAAAUGGCCUUUACAAGUAUCGCCAGGUCCGGAUUAUCCAGAUAGACCCGGUAAAUGGCUUCUGUAUCUCGAAAAUAAUGCGAAAUUGUACGGAGUCGACGGUUUCUGCGCUCCGCUAGGAACCGCAAGACCCAACGAAUUACAACUAAAUACCUCAAAAUUCGAACCGGACGAACCGGAAAAUUUAAUGCUACCCAGCGAUUUCGAACAAAUACUUAAUAUGAGCAAAUCACAUUCUCGAAGCAAAAGAAGUACGAACUAUAUUGUCCCGUACGAAGUGACUGAAAAAGGUGGGAAAAGAAGAAAAAUCGUGAUUAUGGAUUGCUUUUCCGGAAGUGCAAAAUGCAUCGACAUAUUAUGUACGAUAAGAAAACUUAACAAAGGUAUUGAAAUAAAUUCAAUUUACUUCGUAUCCACACACACACACACACACACACACACACACAUCUUUAUUUUAUAUCGUUCUCUAGGUAACCAGGCUGAAAUAGACAUCCAAUCCCGUAUCUGGAAUUCGACCCUAGUUGAAGAUUACAGCAAUUUGGAUUGGGUCGUGAUAAAAUCGACGGCAACGGUAUUAAUCGAAGAUGGGUCUUUCAACAUUAGCUCCGAUACUAUUUCCGAAUAUUCAGCAGAAACGAUCGCGUAUCCGGCAAUAGUUUCGGCGGAUACAGAAUUGAAUUGGUUGAUAAUAGGCGGUGCCGUAUUCGUAGGAUUGCUACUUCUCAUUCUACUCAUAUUCGUUUUAUAUAAAUGCGGUUUCUUCAAAAGGAAACGUAUCAGUGACGAUCCUACGUUAUCGGGAAAUUUACAAAAAAAAAGCGAAGCCGAUCAUUUACUUACAGAAUAAAAAAAACGUCGUGUCGCCAUUGACAUAAGUUAUUUAAGAAGUUUUAAAAGUAAAUGUGCCCGAAAUACAUGUCAUUUUCACCUAAAUUGUUCUAAUAAAACAUUUUAACAAAUACAUCGAAAAAUAUGACUGAAAAUAUCUACCGAAAACACUGUCCUAUCAUAUUAAAUAAUUAGAUUAGUAAAUAUUAAGACGGGGGCGGCUUUAAGGGGAUAUUAAAAUAUUUUUAUCAAUUUAAUUUUUGAUUGUAAUGGAAAUUGAAAAUUAUUUUGGAAUUAUUAAUUAACUUAUUAGUGCCAUUGGACGCUAAAAUAUUUAUUUGCUUUUUGAAUGUUUAGAUUUAAAAAAAUGUUUAAAUUAGUGAUUGAUUUGUGCCUUUCACUCCAAGUAGACUCUAAGAUUUACUCUUUUUAACUCGGAUUUUUAAUUAGAAUUAUUAUUGAAACACCCUGUAACGUUAAAUCAAAUGAUGACUGGAACGUGAUUUAUAAAAUCUUUUUCUAGAACAACAUCCGGAACGAUAUGAUCGUAUUCGAUACAAACGGAAAUAUUGAAAAACUUUGUACUUAUUUCUAGUGAAAUAUUUAUGUAAACCCGUUAUUAGCUGUACUUAACAAUGACUCAGGAUUAAUGGGAAAUUCAUUAGUAAAACUUAAUUUUGAGUUGUUUCAUAAUAUAUUGGUAAAUGAUUUAACAUAAAAGUAACUACAUAAUACAUUAUAUUUGGAAUUAAUUUGAAAUUUCUGACAAGUUAAAUCCAUGAUUAUUCCAACUUCAAAAUUCAAGUUUUGCCAAAAAAAUUUUGAAACAUCUUAUAAAAGGACUCGAUUAUGUUUUUAUAGCCUCAAAUUAUCAUACACUGGGUAUAUUCUUUGUGCUUCGCCAUUUAUUUUAAUAAUAAUAUAUAAAUACAUA
This is a messenger RNA of Diorhabda sublineata, 4730 nucleotides long. Its product is annotated as integrin alpha-PS1-like. The record is from RefSeq and is a predicted model, not a curated record. Gene Ontology annotation, cellular component: integrin complex; external side of plasma membrane. Gene Ontology annotation, molecular function: integrin binding. The coding region runs from base 489 to 3815 and encodes 1108 amino acids. The transcript is spliced from 3 exons. Gene Ontology annotation, biological process: cell-cell adhesion; cell adhesion mediated by integrin; cell-matrix adhesion. NCBI's taxonomy places the organism in Eukaryota, Metazoa, Arthropoda, Insecta, Coleoptera, Chrysomelidae.